Molecule: messenger RNA, 426 nt
Organism: Melitaea cinxia (Glanville fritillary)
Lineage: Eukaryota; Metazoa; Arthropoda; Insecta; Lepidoptera; Nymphalidae
Product: NADH dehydrogenase [ubiquinone] 1 beta subcomplex subunit 7-like
Exons: 1
Coding region: 34-399 (121 amino acids)
Cellular component (GO): mitochondrion
Source: RefSeq, a predicted model, not a curated record
AAUCGAAUUAAGCUACUAUUAUAAUGAAAUACGAUGGGACAGUUUAUGGGAACAUUUAAUACGCGGCAUUUAGACUUAAAAAGUGAUGAUAAGCCGACAUUUGAUGCUAAAAUUGGUUUUAAAUGUGCAAGAGCGAAGCGCGAAAUGAUAGCACCUAACGAUCACCUAGUAUCAGCGCGAAUACCAUUAAAAUAUAGAGAUUACUGCGCACAUUACCUUUUGGAUUACCAAGUGUGCAGAUAUAAGCACAUGCCGCUCUUGUAUAAAUGUCAUGAACAAAAGCACGCAUACUUGAACUGUGAAAAAGAUGAUUACAUCCUAAGAAUGAAAGAAUUUGAACGAGAAAGGAGACUAAGAGAAAGAGAAAUAAGAAUUAAAAAUAAUUCUAGUAAAUGCUGAUUACACUUGCUUAAUACAAAUUUUUUU